AUGCAAAGUAUUGGAAGGACCAGAACUCAGUCUAGGCCCAGUAGAUCUGUGAAUUUAGGAGGCAUGGACUACCCAGAUCCCAAAAGGAAGGGAAACUUCGUUGGAAAGGUUGCUUUGGCUGCUAUCAUGACGACCGUAUGCAUUCUUGUGCUCAAGAAAUCCUCAUUCAAUUACGCAACCCCGUUCUCCAUGCGUGAAGAAGGAGUUACUCAUGUUCUUGUGACCGGUGGAGCUGGCUAUAUCGGUUCACAUGCUACAUUACGUCUUCUGAAAGAUGGUUACAGGGUGACCAUAGUUGACAAUCUUUCUCGAGGGAACAUUGGUGCUGUUAAAAUCCUACAAGAACUGUUUCCAGAGCCUGGGAGGCUUCAAUUUAUAUAUGCCGACUUGGGAGAUGCCAAAGCGGUAAACAAAAUAUUUGCAGAGAAUGCUUUUGAUGCAGUGAUGCAUUUUGCAGCUGUUGCAUACGUUGGAGAAAGUACCAUGUAUCCUCUAAAGUAUUACCAUAAUAUUACAUCAAAUACCUUGGUGGUGUUGGAGUCGAUGGCCAGGCAUGACGUGAGGACUCUGAUAUACUCUAGCACAUGCGCAACCUAUGGGGAACCUGAAAAGAUGCCUAUAACUGAAGAAACAACACAGGUCCCCAUCAAUCCAUAUGGAAAGGCCAAAAAGAUGGCAGAAGACAUGAUCCUUGAUUUUUCCAAGACAUCAGACAUGGCAGUUAUGAUUUUGAGAUACUUCAAUGUGAUUGGGUCGGACCCAGAAGGCAGAUUAGGGGAGUCUCCACCGCCUGAGCUGCGUGAGCAUGGACGGAUUUCUGGUGCAUGUUUCGAUGCAGCUCGUGGAAUCAUGCCAGGGUUGAAGGUUAAAGGAACAGACUACAAGACACAUGAUGGCACAUGUAUACGGGAUUACAUUGAUGUAACUGACCUUGUGGAUGCUCAUGUGAAGGCUCUGGAAAAGGCCGUACCUGGUAAAGUUGGAAUCUACAAUGUUGGCACAGGGAAAGGUAGAUCAGUGAAAGAGUUUGUGGAAGCAUGUAAGAAAGCAACUGGAGUGGACAUCAAGGUUGAUUAUUUGCCUCGCAGGCCUGGUGACUACGCCGAGGUGUUCAGUGACCCGAGUAAGAUAAGGAACGAACUCAACUGGACAGCGCGUUACACUGACCUGCAACAGAGUUUGAAGGUUGCCUGGAGAUGGCAGAAGGCUCACCGUGACGGGUAUGGGACCCCUUCAGUGAUGGCUUCUUGA
This is a messenger RNA of Linum trigynum, 1251 nucleotides long. The record is from the annotation of a GenBank genome assembly. NCBI's taxonomy places the organism in Eukaryota, Viridiplantae, Streptophyta, Magnoliopsida, Malpighiales, Linaceae.